AUGAAAUUCUGGUGUGCCAGCUCACAACGUAAAUCUUUGCCCAAAGACAAUGCUUCAUUCUCAUCGUCGGCUUCUUAUGCUUCGAUUUCAUCUCUACCCGCUCAGAAAUCAGAUAGUGGUUUUUCGGAAACAUCAUCCAUUAUUCAGCCGUGCUCACAUUUCGAACAGAUUCUUUUCGUCGAGCGAACUUACUGUGAGCAUUUGAAAGAAUACAUCACGAAAUAUUCUCGACCGUUGCGACGCUAUCUGAGUCCUACCGAAAUCGUCGAUCUCUUUCAAAAUAUCGAAAAAAUUUUCAAUGUGUCAAAGUCCAUCGUUCGUCAGUGCGAAAAAUUACUUGACGAACAAGACAUUUCUCACACAUCAAUAGGAAAGAUUUAUCAAUCAUCGUUUGGCGUUAUGAUUGAUUCGUACAAUGUGUACAUAUCUAGAAGUACGAAAGCCCUUCGAAUGAUAAAGCAAUGCUGUGAUAAAAUCGCAUAUUUCCGUCAAAUUCCGACUGAUGUUGUUAUUCGAGAACUUACCAGCUUUGUCUACCUUCCACUUCGACAUAUCCGUGUCUUGAAUGAUUUGUUGCAAAACGCAAAUGCUGGGGAUAUACUCGAAGCUAUCAAUUUCUUAUCGAAUCAAGCCAGAUAUGUUCUCCAGUACUCAUUCCAUGGAGAGAACUCGAUAUUGGAUUCAACGUCACAAUCAGAAAUGUCACGCAUCAUGGUUUUUCAGCGUACAGAUACUGAACCAUGGGAAUCGAAGCAACUUGAAUUAUCUCAAUGGAAACUGUCUUUCACUCAAAUUGAUCAAUCAGUGCCGAUGAGCACAAGUGUCUCUUUAUCCAAUGUGAUUCACAUUGAACAAGACGCAUCGAACGAAGAAUUAUGCCUAUUGCUUGCAUCGAAUCUGAAAACGCCAACGCGAUAUUCGUCGUUGAAAAUCAAACGCAUCUAUGUACGCUUUGACAAUGGAAGUGACUAUCACAUUUGGUUGGAUUAUUUACGAAAUGCUGUUCAAGAUGCCAAGGAUCAAAAUCAUCAAACAAAAACCAAGAUGACAUCUGGUUAUUCAACACUUCAGUUAAAAGACGACGAUGUUCUUAAAAUCCUUGCUGCUCAACUUCAUGUUGGUUCGAAGGAUGUUAACUAUCAAAUGGAUACGUAUGUAUGGAAGAAAAAACCACGAAAUGAAGCUGCAUCCAUAAUCAAUGUCCGCAAAUUUUGGGAAAAACUCGUGCUUGCUGCUCGAGCUAUUGUUGCUGUGGAAAAUCCAGCUGAUGUUUGUGCCAUCUCAUGUCAACCACAAGGUCAACGUGCCGUUUUGAAAUUCGCAAAAUACACAGGUGCUACCGCUAUUGCUGGUCGUUUCACACCUGGUUCAUUUACCAAUCAAAUUCAAGCUGCAUUCAAAGAACCACGUCUUAUCAUCAUAACCAAUCCAAACGUUGAUCAUCAAGCUGUUAGCGAAGCUUCAUUUGUCAAUAUUCCCGUUAUCGGCUUUUGUGAUCCAUCAACAUCACUUCGAUACAUCGAUAUUGCUAUUCCAGCUAACAAUAAGGCUAACAAAUCAAUCGGUCUUAUGUGGUGGUUUUUGACACGUGAAGUUCUCCGAUUACGUGGAAAAAUUAGUCGUCAAGCACCAUGGGAAGUUAUGGUCGACUUAUUCUUCUAUCGCGAUCCAGAAGAAACCGAGAAAGAAGAUCAAACAGCUGUCACUGGUCAAGUUCGUGACGGUCAACAAAAUGCUGAUCAAGGCUAUUACGAUGAGGGCCCAUCAAUGAUGCCUUCGUCUGAAAACUACGCAGGUCAUCAAGAAAACUGGGGUGCAUCUGCCACCGAAGAAUGGGGAACCGGCGCUCCCGCAGCUGGUGGCGAAAGCAGCUGGAAUCCAUCAUCUGCACAUGAUAAAGCCUGA
Molecule: messenger RNA, 1905 nt
Organism: Adineta ricciae
Lineage: Eukaryota; Metazoa; Rotifera; Eurotatoria; Adinetida; Adinetidae
Source: the annotation of a GenBank genome assembly